Molecule: messenger RNA, 605 nt
Organism: Morone saxatilis (striped sea-bass)
Lineage: Eukaryota; Metazoa; Chordata; Actinopteri; Moronidae
Product: putative high affinity immunoglobulin gamma Fc receptor IC
Biological process (GO): cell surface receptor signaling pathway
Molecular function (GO): transmembrane signaling receptor activity
Source: RefSeq, a predicted model, not a curated record
UUUCCAACAGGGCCAGUUUGACCCUUGAACCCAACUGGCCUCAGAUAUUCAGUGGUGAGACGAUCACUCUCAGAUGUGAGAUCCAUGGGGUGGACACUCAGUGGACGUAUGAAUGGAAAACAACCAGCUCAAACACACAGUCUCCAACACACAGUGAAUACAGGAUUAUCAGUGCUACUGAGUCCCACAGUGGAGAAUACAGGUGUAAGGGUAGAAAGGACUCAUAUUCCUCAACAGAGUGGAGUAAUGCCAUCAGAUUGAAUGUAUCACCAAAUAAACCUAAACCCACACUGACAGCACACAAUACCAUCAUACCAGUAGGGGGCACUGUGACACUGACCUGUUCUGUGAGGGGCUCUGCUGACUGGAAAUACUACUGGUUCAAACGUACAUCAGACUCUUCUGAAGCUCAGCUCAUAAGGGAUGGUGUACCAGACAGAGUUAUCAGUGUCUCACAAGGAGGUCUCUACCACUGCAGAGGAGGAAGAGGAGAUCCACUGUUCUUCACAGAGAACAGCAAUAAAGUCAACAUUCAGGAAACUGGUGAGUUUAGUUAUUUGUUCUGGAAUAAAACAAUAUGCAUUAUUAAAAUCUGUGAUCAGUAG